AUGGUAAUUGCAGUCGCGGAUGUGUUUCGAAGAAAGACCAAAAUCUUAGAGCUUCGUCCGAAACUUUUAGAACUGAGUGGCAUGAUGUGGAUAAUAGCGGCCCAGCGAGAGCAUUUCGCAGAAGAAAUCAAUGCUUUGAAAUCGGAUAAAUUACUCUCGUGCAGGUCACCGUUAUUGUCGUUGACACCUUUUUUCGAUGGAGUCUUCUUGCGUGCAAAUGGUCGCUUACAAGAGUCACCUGAGCCGCUUGAAACGAGGCAUCCAAUAAUAUUGCCAUACAGUAGCACUAAGUGUAAAGAUAGUUGUUCUUGUCGUGUGUCUUGGCUUCUGAUGUGUGCAGCUCAUUGUCGAUUAGCGCAUUCUGGCCCAGAUGCAAUGUUAGCGUCGAUCCGGCAAAUUAUUCUGGCCAUUGAAGGGUCGCAAACUUGCCAGUCGCGCAAUAAAGAAUUGUUGGCCGUGUCGGAACGCUCAGCUCGCCCUCAACCGCCCCUUAUGGCAAACUUGCCCGAGGUUCGUCUGACGGAGGCGAGGCCAUUUUUGAACAAAAGUUUACAGCAAUCCGAGGCCCCUAAAGGAAUAUGGAGUGACAACGGGUCCAAUUUCGUUGGCGCUUCAAGAGAAUUACGGCAAUUAAUUUCUGAUCUGGAUCAAACUCGCAUUACCAACGAAUGUUUGAAGAAAGGCAUUGAUUGGAAUUUUUCGCCACCUUAUGCCCCUCAUUUCGGGGGCAUCUGGGAGCGGCUCGUCAAGAGUGCAAAGCGUACUUUGAAGGCAGUCCUUGGUAACCUAUGUGUAACGGACGAAGUAUUAACGACUGCGUUCGCUGAAAUUUCCGAUAUUAUGAACAGCCGUCCUUUAACUCAUAUUGGGGACAACGUACGUGAUCCAGCACCCCUCACGCCCAAUUGUCUUAUACGUGGGCAUACUGACGCAAAUACACCACUGGAUACGGAUUGUACAUCAACAGCGCAUCGGAGAAGAUGGAGACAAACCGAAGCAAUCUCGAAUCAGUUCUGGAAGCGAUGGCGGCGAGAGUACCUACCAAUGUUGAUGACUCGAACAAAGUGGCUGAAAGAUCAUAGGAAUUUAUCGAUAGAUGAUAUCGUAAUUGUUGUAGAUGACGGCGCGCCAAGAGGAAGUUGGCUACUAGGAAGAGUUAUCAAAGUUUUCCCUGGAAAAGAUAACCGGGUGCGUGUCGCAACCGUUAAAACAACAAAUGGGGAAAUAACCAGACCUGUGACGAAACUAUGCCUCCUGGAAAAUGAAUAA
Styela clava is the source of this 1269-nucleotide messenger RNA. NCBI's taxonomy places the organism in Eukaryota, Metazoa, Chordata, Ascidiacea, Stolidobranchia, Styelidae. The record is from RefSeq and is a predicted model, not a curated record.